AUGACUCGAGCCAGAUCACAGAAAAGGAGGUUGUUACAGGGUGCUGAUUGCAAAGAUGAAACUUACCCAGCCCUGCCUAACAAGGACAAAAGCAAUGAAGGUGAAGUUGGAGCCACUGGUAGUGGUCGUGGAACUGCAUUUGAGGCUAAUACUGCGUGUGAUGGUCGUUCUACAGAUAGCAAUGGAGAAAGCAAGUUAGAUGGUGGAGAUGGAGCCGGUUUGUCAACGUUACCAAGUGCCGAUACUACAGUACUGAGGGAAUACGUAACAAAGCUGGCCUAUAACCUACAUCCAAGCAUAUACUACAUUAACUCGACUCUUCGUCUUAUUUGCCACUGCAACACGAAACCAUAG
Cylindrotheca closterium is the source of this 354-nucleotide messenger RNA. The record is from the annotation of a GenBank genome assembly. NCBI's taxonomy places the organism in Eukaryota, Bacillariophyta, Bacillariophyceae, Bacillariales, Bacillariaceae.